AUGGUGCCCGUAGCAGCAGCUGCUUCGGUCUGUUUUGUUGCUGCUCUCUUCUCUGCUGCUGCUGCAGCGAGAGAUGGCAGGACAGAUGCGUCGAACAUCCCCAUGCCUGGAGACAGCAGCCUGGCGCUGUUUUCUUCCUAUGGAGAUGCGCCCCCAGAGAAGCCGCGGGAGGAUUUGCUGGCGUGGGCAGCAAAAGUGACAGAAGAGCUGCAGCCAGUGCAGCAGCUGCUGCAGCAGCUGCAGCAGCAGGAGCAGCAGCAGCGGCAGCAGCGCCAGCGCCAGCAGCAGCAGCAGCAGCAGCAGCAGCAGCAGCACCAGCAGCAGCAGCACCAGCAGCAGCAAGAGCAGCAGCAGCAGCAGCCCGCCCAGGACGAAUCCUCUUCAGACGACACCAGCAACGAAGCCCAGCAGCAGCAGCAGCAGCAGCAGCAGCAGCAGCUGCAGCAGCAGCAGCAGAUUGGACUCGGGGAAGCUGUUUUGCGCAGUGCAGCAUUAGCAGCAGAAUUUCAAAAGCUGAGAGUGGACAGGCUGCUGCUUAGGGAUGACCCUGAACUCGAAGCCCUAGCAGACAAGCUGUACGGAGAACGAAUUAGGGUUUUGGGAAGCCUGGGGGCCCUCAGACCCUCCACUAUUGCUGCGGGACUGCAGGAGGGCUCGGGGCCCUCUUUGGGGCUGUUUCUGCGGCUAGGGUUUGAGGAAGCAGCAGCAGCAGCAGCGCCGCGUGCUGCUGCUGCUGCGCUGCAGCAGCUGCUGCAGCGCGUGCUGCCCUUCCACAUCAAACAGAAGCAAAAAGGAAAAGGAUAUAAUCUGACAAUCCAGCAGGCCCUUUGCAUAGCCCAAACGGACCCCGAGCCCGAGGCCAGGGAGCAGGCCCUCGCUGCAGUCGACUCGUAA
Messenger RNA from Eimeria necatrix, 894 nucleotides. RefSeq lists its product as hypothetical. The coding region runs from base 1 to 894 and encodes 297 amino acids. The transcript is spliced from 3 exons. Lineage: Eukaryota; Apicomplexa; Conoidasida; Eucoccidiorida; Eimeriidae. The record is from RefSeq and is a predicted model, not a curated record.